This is a messenger RNA of Labeo rohita (rohu), 3994 nucleotides long. RefSeq names its product SUN domain-containing ossification factor-like. The record is from RefSeq and is a predicted model, not a curated record. Gene Ontology annotation, biological process: regulation of bone remodeling; protein folding in endoplasmic reticulum. The coding region runs from base 501 to 3779 and encodes 1092 amino acids. The transcript has 22 exons. Gene Ontology annotation, cellular component: membrane; cytoplasm. NCBI's taxonomy places the organism in Eukaryota, Metazoa, Chordata, Actinopteri, Cypriniformes, Cyprinidae.
UGGGUUUGAAAUAACUUUUCUCUUAUUAUCUUCGGGUGUAACUCGGUGUUUUCGGUUGUGCUCGUGUCACUGUUUUAGCUCCAGAUGAUUUUCUCUAGCGUUGAUGAAGCGGCGCGUUCACUGCGUGUCACGUGACGAGUGUUACUUUUCUCAGCGCUGCUUCGGAUGGACCAGUCCCGUAUGUGACUAAUGGAUCAUACGGCAUUACUUUAUACAUUUUAUAGAGACUGCUGAGGGAGAGCUUCAUUAGUAUUUCAGGCACCAGUCCGUGGAGUAAAUACAUUAAAUAGUUAUGAUUUGUGGUUUAUUCACGCCUCAUCUGAAGCGAGCGGCGCCUCCAGCGCUCAUGCGGUGAACUGCAGCUGCUGUCAGUGUAAGGUUCGAUCUGUCGCGGGCGUCACUCCACACAUCGCGAUUGUUGAUCGGUUCUGGAAGUUUACGUGUAUGAGAGCAGAUGAACAGAUAAAAGCAGGAAUAAUGCGUCUCUCGGCCGCCGGUGGAUGAUGAAGAUCCAGUUAUUGCUGCUGUGUUCAGUGUCGGGACUCUGUUACUGGUUUCCUGUUCAACAUGGCCACUGUUCAGAGCAGACACACACACACUCACACACACACACACCGACCACACGAGCCGUCAGUCAACAUCAUCACAAACACACGGACAAACGGACAGAACAUCAGUCGGUGAUUGGUGGGAGCGAUGAGCAGAGCAUCUUCAUCAGUGAAGUGGAGUCUUCCUCAGUUUCCUCACGGAUCACAGACCUCAUUCCGGUGUCCGCCGCUCCUCACGAGUGCGUCUCCUGCCGGGAUUGUGCAGAUUCAGACUCCUGCUCUGCUGAAAGCGUCAUCACAGAUGCGUCUACCGCUGCAUGCGACGCUGCUGAAAACCUGCCGUACGACCCUCAACUCAGUUUUCCAGCGGUUCAAGAGAACGUCAGCAUCCGUGAGACGAGAAAACCCAGGAACAGGACUAACGCCUCCCACAUCCUGAAAGAUCAGGGAUCCGGCGGCUCCGCGGACAGCGACCCGUCCGUGCCCUGCAGAGACCAGGAGGAGAUCCCCACCUUUGAGGAGUGGACGAAGAUCAUGAUGGAGAAUGAGAAGAGUCAGAUCGCGCACGUUUCCAAAGGCCUUCGUGCUGCGGGGAAGAAGCUUCAGCAGACCGUCACCAACUACGCCUCCGUGGAGUGUGGAGCCAAGAUCCUGUCCUCCAACCCCGAGGCCAAGAGCACUUCAGCUAUUCUGAUGGACAACAUGGACAUGUACAUGCUGAAUCCCUGCAAUAACAAGAUCUGGUUCAUCAUUGAGCUCUGUCAGCCCAUUCAGGUCAAGCAGCUGGACAUCGCCAACUUUGAGAUCUUCUCCUCAAACCCCAAAGACUUCCUGGUGUCCAUCAGUGACAGAUAUCCAAACAAAAAGUGGGUGAAGCUCGGGACGUUUCACGCGCGUGACGAGCGAACGGUGCAGAGUUUUCCUCUGGAUGAGCAUCUGUUUGCCAAAUACAUGAAGGUGGAGCUGCUGUCGCACUUCGGCUCCGAACAUUUCUGUCCUCUCAGUCUGAUCAGGGUUUAUGGCACUAGUAUGAUGGAGGAGUAUGAAAUGAACUCAGAGCCGCCGGACAAACAGCCGCGCGUUCAGGAUGAGCAUGACUACGAUCAGCCUCCUGAUUUUGUGCCAUUAGAUGACAAAUCCUCAAGAGACCUGAUCGGAUCUGCCAAAGAUGCUCUUCUCACUAUGGUGAACAACAUCGCUGCCAAUGUGCUCGGUGGACAUCCAGAGACCGCAGCAGGAGCAGGAAACUCUUCCGCCGAAGGUUUAAAUAGGACAGAAGUGGUUUUCCCUGCUGGAUCGAUCCACAGCGCUGCAUCCGCUGGGCCGGUGACUGUGACUCCGGAUCAGAUGGAUGUCAUUGGGAUUACAGAAACCGCCAGCGUCACCGAAGACACGGCAGCGACACGCACGCCGUCACUCGCAGACGCCGCAGAAACACGUCCUGCUGGAGACGCUCCGCUUCAAACCGCACCUGACGUAGAGCAGAUCGUCACUCUGCUGCCCGACACCGAGGACGAACCGGAUCAGUCCUCUGCAGGAAACCAGCAGAAGGGUCAUGUGAAUGAAAACAUGAUGUGCUCUGAAUCUGCCUGCUCCUGUUCACACAGAAUCUCUCUUCAGGAGUACCUUCUGCAGCGCUGCUCCUCUCCACACUUUCUUCAGAAGAGUAAGACAGGCUCACGUUCUCACGCUGGUUCAGCCGUCACGACCCCGUCUAUAACCACAUUCACAGUGGAGACGGAGGGUCCCGUCGUUCACGCUCAAGUCCUGCCUGAUCCAGAAGGUCUCGCACCCAGUCUGAUUUCAGAUCUGCUCAGGCUUGUUUCUUCUGAGUCUCCGUCCUCCAGAGCGACGAAGCCCCUCGAGCUGAAGGUGUGUGCGUCCGCCAGCGACUGCCUCACAGCGACGGUUCCUCAGCAGAGCACCGAUCAUCUGAGCGGGUCCGGUGACAAACCCCUUCCUGUGACGCUCUCGGACGUCAUGAGCGCCUCUGCUGCACGGAGUAGAGAAGAUCAGGUCGGUCGUGAUCUGAUGUCAGUCACAUCGGAACAAGCCGGCCCUGAAAAAGACAUUUCAACUCCUACCGUAUCCAUGAAUGCAGCAGACGAGUCUCCGCUCUCUUCCGUAUCCGCUCCUGUGGAUGAAGCAGCGGUCAGCGGUGGAUCCCUGACACCAGCUCAACCCGUUCAUCCUUCAGACGUGCUCUCGGGGUCAGCGGAGUCCAAAAACAAGGAGCUCUUCGACGAUGAAAGCAGCGCUCAAAUUGAGCAGAUCUACACAGAAACGCAAAACUCCAGCGACGCGCCCGCGCACGGCUCCAAUCAGAAAGAGUCUGUUUUCAUGAGGCUCAACAAUCGCAUCAAGGUGCUGGAGAUGAACAUGUCGCUCAGCGGACGCUACCUGGAGCAGCUGAGCCAGAGAUACAGAAAGCAGGUGGAGGAGAUGCAGAGAGCCUUUAACAAAACCAUCAUCAAGCUUCAGAACACCUCCAGAAUGGCCGAGGAGCAGGAUCAGAGACAGACGGACUCCAUCCAGGCUCUGCAGGUUCAGCUGGAGAACGUGACGCAGCUCGUCCUCGGUCUGUCGGUCAGCGUGAGUCGACUGCAGCGAGAGGUGUCUGACAGGCAGAGCUACAUCCUGCUGUGUCUGGUUCUCUGUGUUCUUCUGGGUCUGCUGAUCUGUGUGAACUAUCGUCAGAUAUCAGAGAGUCCUGCCGUCGAUUCACAGAGAUCCUGCUGCCCGGACAGAGAGCCGUCUGAUGAUGAACCCGUGCCGCUGAGACGCAGAGCUUCUGAUCCGCCGUCGCUCUCGUCGCUCCACGCGCCGGACGGAGGUUCAGAAGAAACCAGAAGCUGUAAACAGUGGGGCGAUUGUGUGAAGAAACACAAAGUGAAGCUCAGCACAGAUCCAGAGACGCUGUCCGCUCCAUCGCUCGCUGACGGGAUUCCCCAGAUCACCGUGGGUCCUCUGGGUUUGGAGACGGGUCCUCGUCCGGACGGCAGAGACGUGAUGUCCGACGGCAGCUCUGAAGGCUCCUCGCAGGCCGACGAGACGCCGUUCUGCGGAAUCGCCACCUGCUCUCGUCUGUGCGAGGCGUUGCCGGCUCCCAAAGGCUGGACGCGGAGCAGAUCCCAGCAUCAGCGCGGCUCCAGACGCUCACAACAUCACCGUCAGCCUCCGCAGUGCAGCGGCCCGCCGCCGGGGUCUGGACCCGCGCUCGACCGCCUCUGACAAUCGAACCGAACCGAACCGGAGUGACUCUGAACCGAUGGCGGAGAGAUCUCCGUUAGACUGGACAUGUUCACACACUGGAUGCUAAACCCGCACAGACCCGUCAAACCUUCUCUUCAGCACUGAGGCUUUUGCCGUUUAUGUUGUUUUUUUUAAUUAUGUGCCAUAAACUUUCAGGCAAUCAUAAAUAAAACAUAAUUCAUGUGUUGCAUUGA